AUGCUGAGCUCAGGUCUUCCUCCUGUUUUCCUGUUGCUCACAACGCUGGAGCUCAGCUGGUCCCUGAGCGAUGAAGAAAAGAAGAUAAUCUUGGAUGGACAUAACAAAUACCGCUCCCAGGUGUCUCCUCCUGCUAUGGAUAUGCUGAAGAUGAGCUGGGACACGGAGCUGGAGGCCUUUGCUCAAGCCUAUGCAGAGAAGUGCAUCUGGGACCACAACAAGGAGAGGGGCCGACGGGGGGAAAACCUCUUCGCUAUGGCCCCAACCCUGGACCUGGAAUUUGCUGUGGAAGACUGGAACGGGGAGGAGAAAUAUUACAACCUGUCGACUUCCACGUGUGUCCCUGGGCAGAUGUGUGGCCACUACACCCAGGUGGUCUGGGCAAGCACACAUCAGAUUGGCUGUGGGGCAAAGUUCUGUGAGAAGAUCGAUGGAAUCGAAACAGAGGACAUGUACCUGCUGGUUUGCAACUAUUAUCCCCCGGGCAACAUGAAAGGCCGGAAGCCGUACAAGGAAGGACCCUCAUGUUCGCAGUGUCCCGAGGGCAGAGUCUGUGUCAACUCUCUGUGUGAACCCACUGUAGAAGAG
This is a messenger RNA of Antrostomus carolinensis (chuck-will's-widow), 588 nucleotides long. It is a transcript of the gene PI16, whose product is annotated as peptidase inhibitor 16. Gene Ontology annotation, cellular component: extracellular region. Lineage: Eukaryota; Metazoa; Chordata; Aves; Caprimulgiformes; Caprimulgidae. The annotation marks the transcript as partial. The transcript is spliced from 5 exons. The record is from RefSeq and is a predicted model, not a curated record.